UUGAAAUUGGAUUGCAUGUGAGAAAAAAAAAAAAAAAAUUGUUUGGAGAGAGUGGCAAUUUCUGUGCCAAUGAUUCUGGCCCAGCAAGAACAAGGAGGAGGAAGAAGAAGAAGAUGCUGAUGCUGAUAAAGCUCUCUGACUUUUUACGCAGUUUAUCGCCAUAGAACAGCCCUCAAGAACCUUGACAACAAAUCUCUACAGAUUUCCGAUUCCCAUGGUGUUCACAUUGGGAGCUUCUUUCCCUAUUAUCUAUGCCAAUAGGCUGCCCACUUCCGUUACCGCCGCCGCUACCACAACCAAUCCCAGUAGCAAUAGCUCUACUUCCCAUUUGUUCGAAGCCUCUUUCAUCCGUCGCGCGGCGGAGAUUGCCGAUAAGUCCGCUGGACGCACCGCCCCCCAUCCCAACUAUGGCUGCAUCAUCACCACCUCAUCCGGCGCCGUCGCUGGCGAGGGCUUCCUCUACGGUCAGGGUACCGAAUCUGCUGAGAUUCAAGCUGUGGAAGCUGCUGGCGAGCUGUGCCGUGGUGCUACUGCAUUUCUUAAUUUGGAGUCCAGUGAUUGCCCUAGCGAUAACACUGCUGUGGCUGCUUUAGUCCAGGCAGGGAUUGAAAGGGUAGUUGUUGGUAUGCGGCAUCCUUUGCAACAUCUAAGAGGAAAUGCUGUGAGGGCUUUAAGAAGUCAAGGGGUUCUUGUUGAUGUUCUUGGAGAGGAACUAAAGAGUAGAGCCGUUGAGGAAGCUCGAAAAGAAUGCUUCCUUGUUAAUGCUCCAUUGAUUUGUAAAGCUGCGUCUCGAGUACCCUUUUCUGUGCUUAAAUAUGCCAUGACUCUUGAUGGAAAAAUUGCUGCAAGUUCUGGUCAUGCAGCAUGGAUUAGUGGUGUUUCGUCUAGACAACGAGUUUUUCAAUUACGAGGAAGAAGUGAUGCUGUUAUAGUAGGAGGCAAUACAGUACGCAGGGAUAAUCCGAGAUUGACUGCAAGACAUGGUGGCGGGCAUAUUCCUCUUCGUGUUGUGAUGUCGAGGACUCUCGAUCUUCCUGAAGAAGCAAAUGUUUGGGACACAAAGGGUAUGGCGACCAUGGUUGUAACACAAAGGGGUGCUAAAAGGAGUUUCCAGAAACUGCUUGCAUCAAAAGGAGUUGAAGUAGUGGAGUUCGAUAAUCUAAACCCUCGAGAUGUAAUGGAAUAUUUUCAUGAUCGUGGAUUUCUUUCGAUUUUGUGGGAGUGCGGAGGGACGCUUGCAGCUUCAGCCAUUGCAUCUGGAGUAAUACAUGAGGUUUUUGCAUUUGUUGCACCUAAAAUUAUUGGAGGAAGGAAUGCACCAUCUCCUGUUGGUGAACUUGGAAUGGUUGAGAUGUCUCAAGCUUUGGAACUAAUAGAUGUUCAAUAUGAGAAGGUUGGAAAGGACAUGUUAAUUAGUGGAUUUCUUCAGCCAAUAUUAGAUGUUGCUCCUGUAAUCCCAUCCUGUGAUGAAACCUUUGCAAUUGACCCAACAGUUACUCCCUAUGAGUCGAGUAUCAUAUUCUUUUACAAAACAUGGGAUCCUUACGGCGCUUUUUCGAACUUUUCACGACACCCCAUUCAUCUCGCUGAUGAAAAUGGUAACGAUUGCACCUGGUUGACUGUAGAGCAUUAUUAUCAGGCUCAUAAAUUUGUUGGGCUUGAUGAUCCUGUUGCUCAGGAUUGCGUAGAAAAGAUCAAAUCAGCAAGAAGUCCAGAGGAAGCAGCAAGGAUAGGAAGAUCAAUGCAGAGGCAGCACCCUAAAAUGAUAAGGUCUGAUUGGCGAACAGCCAAACUCGACGUUAUGUACCGUGCAUUGAAAUGCAAAUUUUCUAGUUACCCUCAUCUGCAAUCUAUGUUGCUAUCAACUGCUGGAUCUGUUCUUGUUGAAGCAUCUCCACAUGAUCUCUUCUGGGGUGGAGGUCGAGAUGGGGAAGGUCUAAACUACCUUGGAAGACUUCUAAUGAAAUUGAGAGCCGAGUUUCUUGGACAAUCAUCGACCCCAAACGGGAGCAACGUGGAGUUCAAUUGACGAAAAGCACAAGAAAGAAGAUUAAUAAUCACAUCAGUUAAAGGUAUUAUAUGAUUCAGAAUCCAAUGGGCAAUCUCCUCUUUGUGCCCCGAAAAUUAGGUACCGACAAGGCUCUAAUGUAUGUUGAACCAUUAUUGUUUGACCCGAAAAUUCUCUCUGAUUUGGUAGGCAGCUAUACUGCUGCCUAUUGUAUAACUUAUAUCUUAUUGUUGAAUAAUGAAAUAAAAAAGAGGAACAUGUUCUCUAUGGAAGAUUUCAAGCACCGGGCAUCCCCUUGAUGAUUUACUA
Molecule: messenger RNA, 2317 nt
Organism: Cucurbita maxima (winter squash)
Lineage: Eukaryota; Viridiplantae; Streptophyta; Magnoliopsida; Cucurbitales; Cucurbitaceae
Product: riboflavin biosynthesis protein PYRR, chloroplastic-like
Exons: 9
Coding region: 215-2029 (604 amino acids)
Biological process (GO): riboflavin biosynthetic process
Molecular function (GO): 5-amino-6-(5-phosphoribosylamino)uracil reductase activity; diaminohydroxyphosphoribosylaminopyrimidine deaminase activity; NADP binding
Source: RefSeq, a predicted model, not a curated record